GUCGUCAUCAUACAGUACACCAGAAGUAAAACGAAGAAGAGUCGUCGUGCUCGUGCGUGCGUGCAGAUCAGCCACGCCUUUGCAUCCGAGAGGAGUGACAAGGGGGAGCAUACAUAUAUGGCGGCGGCCAUGGAGCAGAGCAACGGGGGCGGCGGCGUGAAGGUCAAGUUCAUCGAGACGCAGUUCGUCAGCUCCGACGCCGCCAACUUCAAGUCCGUCGUGCAGCGGCUCACCGGCAAGUACUCCAAGAUGCCGCCGCCGGCGUCCUCGGUACACAGGCCUCGCCCAAGGCCCUGCGGCAGACCCGACCAACAAGGGCGGCCUUGCGUCUCCGGCAGCGACGAGCUGAUGAUGGCUGCGCCGGCGAAGCCAGCGGCGGCAGCUUUCGAGCCGCUGCGCGUGGAGGAGGUGAACGAGCUCUGCGACUUCGCCGAUCUGCUCUACGCCGCCCCAAGCGCGCGGCGCCACGGCGGGAGCGUCGUAAAUGGCUUUCCUUACUGAUACAUGCGUGGCCCGAAGAAGAAUCGUGUUACCCUUCUCAUUGAGGAUCAUGUAUUUGUUUGAGGAUUGACAUUGCAGUACUGGCAGAUGUGAUCCUUUUGCUCAAAUGCUCACUGGGAGCGCCAGAUGUGAUCUUCCUCAAACACAAGUGGAAGUAAGAGGAAAAUACGAAAAUGUAUGAAUAUAUUGUGUUGAGCGAAAAGGGAAAAGAAAGAGAUGGAUAUGUAUGCUGGUAAA
Molecule: messenger RNA, 738 nt
Organism: Triticum dicoccoides
Lineage: Eukaryota; Viridiplantae; Streptophyta; Magnoliopsida; Poales; Poaceae
Exons: 1
Coding region: 118-501 (127 amino acids)
Source: RefSeq, a predicted model, not a curated record